This is a messenger RNA of Peromyscus eremicus (cactus mouse), 363 nucleotides long. Its product is annotated as zinc finger protein 431-like. The annotation marks the transcript as partial. Lineage: Eukaryota; Metazoa; Chordata; Mammalia; Rodentia; Cricetidae. The transcript has 3 exons. The record is from RefSeq and is a predicted model, not a curated record. Gene Ontology annotation, biological process: regulation of DNA-templated transcription.
UAUGAUGAUGUGCAUGUCAACUUCACUCAGGAGGAGUGGGCAUUGCUGAAUCCUUCCCAGAAGAAUCUCUAUAAAGAUGUGAUGCAGGAGACAUAUUCAAACAUCACUGCUAUAGGAUACAAUUGGGAAGAUCUUGAAGUUGAAGAACAUUGUGCAAGUUCUGAACGACAUGAAAGGCACACAAGAACACAUACUGGAGAGAAACCUUAUGAAUGUAAUCAGUGUGGUAAAGCUUUUGCUCAAAACAGUGUUCUUCAAAUGCAUAAAAGAACUCACACUGGAGAGAAACCCUAUGAAUGUAAUCAGUGUGGUAAAGCCUUUGCUCGCCACAAUGUUCUUCAAUUGCAUAAAAGAACACAUAGU